AUGCAGUUAUCAGAAGUAGAGGAGACUCUGAAUCGUAUUAAGACCCAUAAAGGAGUAUCAGGUAUUGUUAUAGUUAACCAUGAGGGUGUACCAAUACGGUCUACUCUAGAACAGAAGUACACUUUGCAAUAUUCUGCAUUGAUAAGUCAGCUCACACAGAAAGCAAAAUCAAUGAUACGUGAUCUAGAUCCUCAGAAUGAUCUAACCUUUUUAAGACUACGUUCAAGGAAACAUGAGAUUAUGGUGGCUCCUGAUAAGGAUUAUAUACUUAUUGUUAUCCAGGAUCCUAACGCUGACAUCAUGAUUCAACAACAGAAUCAUAAUGAUUAA
Perkinsus marinus ATCC 50983 is the source of this 330-nucleotide messenger RNA. RefSeq names its product roadblock, putative. Gene Ontology annotation, cellular component: cytoplasmic dynein complex; cytoplasm. Lineage: Eukaryota; Perkinsozoa; Perkinsida; Perkinsidae. The record is from RefSeq and is a predicted model, not a curated record. The transcript is spliced from 5 exons. Gene Ontology annotation, molecular function: dynein intermediate chain binding. The coding region runs from base 1 to 330 and encodes 109 amino acids. Gene Ontology annotation, biological process: microtubule-based movement.